UUAGAAGUAUUUUUAAAAGAUAACCUCAGGAGUCCCUCCCAAACCCAGAAUGCACUGAAAUAUAGUAAACAAUUAACUAUUUCAAACAUUUUGUGAGAAAUAGAGAGAGCAGAAGCAGAGAGAGCGCUACUUUUCUGAUGGGUGUUGGAACUGUAGCAAAAGUUGCUCGUGAGACAUGCUUGGCACUGUGGGAGGAGUUACAUAGUGCUGUAAUGCCUGUAAUGCCUCCGGAUGCAUUCUGGAGUGCACACAACACUCAUUGUGCUUUUUUGCUGUGUGUUGAUGUGUUCCAGACCAGGGGUGGACUGACU
Molecule: messenger RNA, 311 nt
Organism: Staurois parvus
Lineage: Eukaryota; Metazoa; Chordata; Amphibia; Anura; Ranidae
Source: the annotation of a GenBank genome assembly